This is a messenger RNA of Didymodactylos carnosus, 1200 nucleotides long. Lineage: Eukaryota; Metazoa; Rotifera; Eurotatoria; Philodinida; Philodinidae. The record is from the annotation of a GenBank genome assembly.
AUGGAAUUUCCGUUUCGAUGGCCAAUCAAUUUCUACAAUGAUCGCAAACGUUUGACCGGCUUAAUUGUAUUACAUACGAUUGAUGCUGUUAUAUUUAUUGUUCGUCUAGGUGUUGUAAGUGGUGAUUUAAAUAGUGAACAUAAGGGUUCAGGUGGUAUCAACUUUUCUGUACCCAUAUUGCUACUUGAACUCAUUUCUUCAUUACCUAUCAUUGUUUCAAAUGUUAUUUAUAUCGUUAUGAAGUUUGUUGUGCGAAACUUAUUUGAAGAAGAAGAGGUUAAUUGGGGAUGUUGUAAACGAAAAACUAUAUGGCGUGUAGCGGUGUUAACGUGUUUUCAAUGCAAAUGCUAUCAAGAUCAUCCACAAGGAAUUCUAUUAACUAGAGUGGGUAUAUUAUUAGCAUUUUUCAUUAUUCGGUUUAUUGCAUUUAUUCUUGGUGCUGCGUGUGCUAGUCGUUACGGUCCAAAUAUAUGUACUGCAUACACAGUGUUAAGUAUCUUCUCACUAAUUCCCUUUUUCCUAUGUACAGUUAUUAUUGAAAUAUUUCAUUUUUAUCGUUUAUGGACAUAUCAUCCAAAUCCAGCCCGUAGUGCCGGUAUGCGUAUGCAUCGAUCUCAUAUACGUUUUAUGCCCUACCAAAUUCUCAAUGAUCGUAGUACCACACGUUGGAAUGUAAGAUCAUGUCAUGCGGGACAAAAUUGCAAUUCACUAAGUCUUCAUCAUCAACUAAUGUAUCAUCCUUUGCCGGUUUUUCAACAGGGAGAACAUAUUCCAGAUAUCACCGAAAAUCAAGUCAUUAUCGGUUUUUAUCAAACAAGCAAAGAAACUGCAUAUAACAUUGCAAUUACUGGAUUUAGACGAAAUCCUCAAAAUCGAUCAUUUGGUCGUGAUUUUUAUUUUACAACAAAAUUAGAUCCAAACAACCAAAGUGAAGCAAUUAUAUGUGCUCGACUUAAUAUAAGCACAAUAGCCUAUGUAAACGGACCCAUUCAUUUUGAACAAUAUUUCAGUGAACAAUUUAGUACGAUUUAUCAUAAUCCACCCGCAGGUAUACCAAAAGUAUAUAUUCAAAUUCCCGAACAAAUUGAGCGAUGGAUAAUUGUGAUUCGUCAAGAACAAGAACUACCGGCUGUGCCUACGUUUGAUGACACAGCUAACCCUAAUGACUAUGAUAGCGGCGUGUACCUAGGAUGUUUUUAA